Molecule: messenger RNA, 294 nt
Organism: Eremothecium gossypii ATCC 10895
Lineage: Eukaryota; Fungi; Ascomycota; Saccharomycetes; Saccharomycetales; Saccharomycetaceae
Gene: SFT1
Product: Sft1p
Exons: 2
Coding region: 1-294 (97 amino acids)
Biological process (GO): intra-Golgi vesicle-mediated transport
Source: RefSeq, marked provisional
AUGUCAGACGACAGAUACUCACAGAUUGAGCGCGGUAACGACAGAAGGCUGGAUGAGUUGUCCAAUAAGCUUUCAACGUUUAGGUCGUUAAACAGGGAUAUUGGCAACCAGGCAGCUGCGGAUAAUACCCUAAUUGACGAGAUACAAAAUUCGUUUGGCGCGCUGUUUGUUAAUAUCAGGAACUCGUCGAGCAGGCUCUCGCGAGCGAUCCUAGCGGGAAAUAGCGUAUGGAAGAUGGUCGGGCUGUCGCUACUGAUCUUAUUCGUUUUAUACAACGUAUUUAAGCUGUUUUAA